This is a messenger RNA of Gadus chalcogrammus (walleye pollock), 1883 nucleotides long. RefSeq names its product 14-3-3 protein epsilon-like. The transcript is spliced from 6 exons. The record is from RefSeq and is a predicted model, not a curated record. Lineage: Eukaryota; Metazoa; Chordata; Actinopteri; Gadiformes; Gadidae. Bases 159 to 929 code for a protein of 256 amino acids. Gene Ontology annotation, cellular component: cytoplasm. Gene Ontology annotation, biological process: signal transduction.
AUGGAGAUCUGACGCCAUCUUUACACAAGUGCUACCGGUGGCUAUUUGGUUACAGUGGGGAAGCUGCUAUCGCUCCACCAGGAAUCACCAAUUGGGACCUACGACCAACGAUAAACCGUCUGUUUCAGGACAUUAUCGAUAACUAAACACCGACGGCCAUGGCAGACCGGGAAAACGCAGUAUAUCAGGCUAAAUUGGCCGAGCAAGCAGAAAGAUACGACGAAAUGGUGAAGUCCAUGAAGAACGUGGCUGGCAUGGACGUGGAGCUGACGGUGGAGGAGAGGAACCUGCUGUCGGUGGCUUACAAGAACGUGAUCGGUGCCCGUCGAGCCUCCUGGAGGAUCAUCAGCAGCCUGGAACAGAAGGAGGAGAGCAAGGAGGGCGAGGGCAUCAUCAAGAUGAUCCAGGAAUACAGGCAAUUGGUGGAGACGGAGCUGAAGACUAUCUGCAAGGACAUCCUGGAUGUCCUGGACAAGCACCUCAUUCCAUCAGCCAACACGGGAGAGUCCAAAGUCUUUUACUAUAAAAUGAAGGGGGACUACCACAGGUACCUGGCUGAGUUCGCCACGGGCAACGACCGGAAGGAGGCGGCCGAGAACAGCUUGGCGGCCUACAAGGCUGCCAAUGACAUCGCCGCAGAAGGCCUGCCACCCACACACCCGAUCCGCCUUGGUCUGGCGCUCAACUUCUCCGUUUUCUACUACGAGAUCCUUAACUCGCCUGACCGCGCCUGCAAGCUGGCAAAGACAGCGUUUGACGACGCCAUUGCGGAGCUGGACACACUGAGUGAGGAGAGCUACAAGGACUCCACGCUCAUCAUGCAGCUGCUGCGCGACAACCUGACACUAUGGACCUCAGACAUGCAGGCAGACGGCGAAGAACAGAACAAGGAGACGGUGCAGGAUGCAGAGGAGGAGGCGGCCCAGUGAGACGACAUGCAACGACAAACAAAAAAAUACUCCUUAUUCCUUCCAAUCUUUUUUGUUUUAAAUUUUUUCAUCGAUUUCUUUCUCCUCCAUUCCCGUCCCUCCAAGAUGUCGGCCACCUUCCGUGUUACACCACAUUGUUCCCCUCCUCCCCUCCACUCCCUCACCAUCCACCCGGGGGGCCAGACUUUAGAGGGCCGAGCCAGGUGUCUUGCAUGCCACCGGGACUCGCUCACUCUAGCUGUGUUGGUGCCCAAAUGCCAAAAGUUUUUUAUUAUUCUAAUUAUUUAGAGCUCAUUUAAUGCCACCAACAACCGUUAGGCUACUACCCCUCUCAGGGCUUCUCCAUUUUAUUUGUAUCUUUUUCUUUAGUUUUUUUUUCUUUUUUUUUUUAAACAUUGCACUGGUAUACCUGCCAGUUAAAUACAUACGGAAGGAAAUCAUAAGAUCAAUGUUACGGUAUAUUUGUCCUCUCCCAAGUUUGUUUGUUUAAUUCUACCCUUUGAGUCGUUUCCAGCUUAAUCCUGCCGGGUUCCUGUAAUGUCCCCUUCACACACACACACACACACACACACACACACACACACACACACACACACACACACACACACACACACCCUUCGUUGCUUUCACAUUGCUGAAUAUGUCUUGCCAAUUAUGUCCACCUGUAUCAUGCAUGUGUGUACGCAACAAGAGGAAGAAAAGAUAAUGCUAAGAAAAAAUAUAUAUACGUGUAUGUGUGAGAAGGCGAGACCAUUUGUCUUUAUUCUGGAAAAUGUAAGGGGUGAAUGUGGGAAAAAGAGGUAACGAGUGGUUUAAAUAAAGAAAAAGGGAUCCACUGUACGUUUAUCUUUCGGUAAAGUAAACCAAGGCCCUGCUUAUUCUUCGGUUGUCCAUUCUAACCUUUUUUUUUUUUUUUUUCAUUCUUGGCAUAGAAAUGAUUCUUAUUCCUCAUAA